UUGUUUAUCGUAAUCAUUGUGCAACCUACCGCGGCAAGCUCGCGGCUCUCCCACCCACCCCACCAAGGUGUUAGGCUGCUGACCUGAGUAAUUUUCGACUUUUAUCCAUGGCUCCAGCCAAGAAGGGAAAAGCCAAGGCCGAGAAGGCGGAGCCAACUCAGUCCUCUAAAAACGACCCCAAAUUCCCAUCGUCCAUCCGCCCGGUUCCUCCCUCGUCUGUUGCCAUCACCAUCCACGCCAAGCCCGGCGCCAAAUCGUCCUCCAUCACCGAUUUCAGCGACGACGCUGUAGGGGUCCAGAUAGACGCGCCUGCCAAAGACGGUGAAGCUAACGCGGCGCUUCUUGAUUAUAUUAGCUCGGUUUUGGGGGUCAAAAGAAGGCAGGUUUCAAUAGGUUCUGGCUCUAAAUCACGAGACAAGGUGGUGAUUGUGGAGGAGAUAACCCUACAGAGCGUAUUUGAUGCUUUAAACAAAGCAUCCAAGUGCUAGCUAUGGAGAGACACAGUGUCAAGUGCUAAUUAUUGUAAGAUGCUGUUUCUAGCCAUUGAUGAUAAUUGUUGCUUCCUUCAUGCAACAUGAUGCUAACAAAAUGAAGUGCAUAUUGGGAUCAUUCUCCUGAAAAUCCUUGCAAGUAAUUGGGGCAUUUAAAAGGUGGGGCCUUUUGUCACAUUUCACUUGUAAAACAGUUACCACUUGAUCCGGUUAUAGUAGUUGCAGUUUUGAUGCAUGAUUGUUGUUGAGGAGAUUCGGAUAACCAGACCUACUGUUGCCUACAGAAUUGUUGAUCAUAGUCACAACUUGAGGAGUUCAACUUGUUUCAUGCAUCUUAACUAGUACAGAGGCACACGUUGUACUUACAAAUGAGAGAAAAUGAAGGUUGUUAUCUACUGUUUAUUUGAUCUUGAGGCUAAGGUUCCCAUAAAUUGUAUUCAUUUUCCAUAACAUCUUCUGGUGAAUGUUACAGCAAUCUUCAAUUAAAAGCCCUUGGAAAUGAAGGUAGGCUUAUGUAAUAUAUAGCAUUUACAAGUUAGAGAACUUAUAAAUAGGCAGAAAUUACUCAGAUGAAUUCUGCUUCCAA
Molecule: messenger RNA, 1077 nt
Organism: Theobroma cacao (cacao)
Lineage: Eukaryota; Viridiplantae; Streptophyta; Magnoliopsida; Malvales; Malvaceae
Source: RefSeq, a predicted model, not a curated record